Cyprinodon tularosa is the source of this 1402-nucleotide messenger RNA. RefSeq lists its product as uncharacterized. The record is from RefSeq and is a predicted model, not a curated record. The transcript has 9 exons. The coding region runs from base 129 to 1211 and encodes 360 amino acids. NCBI's taxonomy places the organism in Eukaryota, Metazoa, Chordata, Actinopteri, Cyprinodontiformes, Cyprinodontidae.
GAAACGCAGCUCAACAUACGUUUCACUUUCUAUGACAGGAAGCGACUCAGAACCGAAACAACAGUGAGAAGCCAACCAAAAUAAACGACAUAGUUUCCUUCUGCUUCUUAUUCCUCCUUAUAUAAAACAUGAGCGUGUUGUUAAAGGAAAUACGAAUGUACAAUUCAAACGCAGCGAUCGUACUGGAAAAGGCGAACUUCUGCUCUGACUCAGAGAUCCAGUCUCUCACUAGAAUCGAUCUAAAUGAGCUUUUUCCUGGACCUGAGAAGCUGAAGCUGAGGAGGUCCAUCUUUGAGAAAAUAAACAAGCAGAAACCAAUUGAGAAAGUCCUGCAAGAUCUGAGAAGUUUCAUCCCUGAAGAUUCCAUAAAGGAUGCCCUAAGCAGCGGUGGGGUGUUGGUAGACUAUCUCCAUGUGCUGAAGGACACGCAUGCUCAGCUGAGCAAUGUGCAGCAUUUUCUUGAAGCACACAUUAGUUUAUUGGAGGACAUCAAAGGACAGCCACAGCAGAAACAUCAACCAGGCUCUGCAGCUAAGCCGCUGGAUCAUCGAGCAGCUUCCAGAAAUGAAACCGCCUUACAGAAACCUCAAGACUCAUUCUCAGGGGCUGGGAACCAAAGUUUUUUUCGUUCCACACAAUCAAACUUAUGGUCAAGCAGUUAUGGUCGCUCCCAGGUUGCACAAGUGAUGGUGAAGUUCAAGAUGGUGGUUGGCGGUAAAACCUUUGAUGCCCAUCUUCAGAUUCUGGAUAAACUCAGGAGUUCAACACAGCAGCUGAUGUUGGUAGAGAGUCAGAACAAUGAGGAUUGCCAGAUGGCGUUUGUCUUCUGUCCUGUCGUUUCACGCGUUGGGACCGAUGUGGAAGCAGCCAUGAAACUGGUUACGGGUGAUAUGCCUGUCAUUCUGGUUUUGAUGCACCACACUCAUGAAGCGAAGCCUGUUACUACGAUGGGAACCUGGGAAUGCAACUCUGUUAUGCACCAUGUUAAUGUGUUUUACCAUGAGAAAGCUAGAGGAUUAAUAACCUGCAAAGAAAAUGAUAAUGCCAUCUCUGAUUUACAAAAUGUGUUAUUAAAACGCUGGGUAAAUUCACAGUCAAGUGACAAUUUGGCUGACACAAACACUGGCCAUAACAGUCCCUCUGGCGGUGCUAACUAUAAACAUGAUGGUCAAAAUAAAAAGGGGGGUUUAUUUAGUUCUCUUUGGCCUUAGAUAAAUCGUAGGGCAAAAGGUAGGGCACUGCCAACAGUUUAAGUGAUUCAGAUUUUCCUGUCAGUAUCCAUACUUAAUGACAUGAUUGUGAUAUGAUUGUGGCUUUAGCCCCUAAAUUAUCUGUAUGUAUCAAAAAAGGUUUGUCAUUGUUCAUUUCCCCUACAACAUUAAGUAAACUUUUCCCAAACCUG